AUGGACUUGAUUCCUUCAGAAGUGUGGACUCAAAUCUUCACACUUGCGUCCGACGAGGACCUCAUAUUUCAACACGGACACCCGACUAGCCUGGCCAAUUCAUCAUGGUUUAAACACUUUAAUGGAGAAUGGACAUUGAGGUCACCUCAGGAGGCAGCUAAUCUCCUGAUGAGGAGAAGUUACCGAACGAAGAAGGCUAUCAUGUUGACUUGCAAACGCUGGCAUGAAGUCGCCUUUGAACUCAUGUUCCGCUGUUUGUUCUUCCAUAGCCCGGCGAAGCUCUUCACCCUCUGCGAGAUCCUCAAAUCGUCCAAAGCCAACGCCACAACCGUCACAUCGUCCCUUGGAUGGUGGACUCGCAAACUAUAUGUCGGUCGUUACUCCCCCUGGGAGCUUGAAGAGAAAGGGUUCACGAACGAGGACAUGCAAGAGGCCUUCAUUCUCAUCAUCAGUCAUUGCCCCAACCUGGAGAUAUUCCACGUAGAAUGGCCAAUGAAGGAUGCCUUCGGUCCGGUAGCAGAUGCUCUCAAGACAUACUCCAGGAAGUCUCUGCGGUCAAUCACCUGGAACGUUCCGCGACAGGACCUUGCCAAAGUUAUAUGGGCGCUGGAUUCAUUGAAGCACAUCGUGGUGGCCUACAUCGAAUUAGAAGGGUCCGAUUGCAAUAACGAUGACAAGCAAGACGAAGAGGAUUCAGAGUUUUUGGGAUCUGCCUACGACUACCCGCUUAACCUCAAACACCUCCACCAACUCACCAUCAAGGGCUAUACUCAGGCAUUCUUGGAACAAGCUAUAGGAUGGACGAUGCCAGCCUUGAAGAUCUUUUCCAUUAACAGUGGGGUCAAUACGGGCAGUAUCGGCGACUUGGUCGGAUUCCUGGCCGAGCAUGGCGAAGGACUGGAAUUCUUGGAUCUGGAUGUCCUGUCUGUAGUAGACAUCGCCAAGAUUCUAGAUCACUGCCCCCAACUCCACGCGUUCACCUUCAACGCUGAUUGGCGAAUCAUCCCCAACAACGAUAUCGAGAGCGAGCUUGUUCGACGACCCCGCCCCACUAUCACGACAAUAGGCCUACAUGGGCUGACCCACGCGUUUGGAGUGGGCUUGGCUGUUGCGACCGCCACCUUGACCCACUCCCGAAUAAUGCAGCGGUCGAAUGACAUGAAUAUGGCGGCACUUAACAGGAAGAACUUCCCCAACCUCAGACGCAUUCGCGCACUGAACCAGGGGAUGUUGUUGAAGUUAAAUGAGGCAGGUCAGCCUUCCAGGGAACUAGGUGGUAUGGAAAGAUGGGAGAGGUGGUGGGAUAGAUGCACUGGCGAGGGUAUCCGUCUGGAGGAUUGUACAGGGGACCUUCUGGGCAACUUACCUGACCCCGACGAUGGACCUAGCUUGGUUCUCAACGACGGCGACGACAGCCUAGACGUCGAAGACAGCGAUGAAGAGGACGACGAUGACGAAGAAGAUGACGAAGAAGAUGACGAAGAAGAGGGGGAGGAUGAAGAAGGGGAGGAUGAUGACGAAGAAAGCGAUGAAGAGGAAAUGGGCAGCUUUGGCUUCAAAAUACCACCACUACCGACAGAGAACCGUAAUGCAGAACUCCGCGAAUUGCUGGAAGAAUGUAGAAGGAUGGCGGCACAGCGGGACGAGGUUUCUCCUAUGUUCGCUAUGAUGAGUAUGAUGGGGGGAGGGUCAACUAGUUCUACCCAGGCAAUGCAAGCCUUUCAAAGCCAUUAUGGCAAAGGUUUUGACGACUAG
Coprinopsis cinerea okayama7#130 is the source of this 1755-nucleotide messenger RNA. RefSeq lists its product as hypothetical. The record is from RefSeq and is a predicted model, not a curated record. The coding region runs from base 1 to 1755 and encodes 584 amino acids. The transcript is spliced from 2 exons. NCBI's taxonomy places the organism in Eukaryota, Fungi, Basidiomycota, Agaricomycetes, Agaricales, Psathyrellaceae.